Messenger RNA from Medioppia subpectinata, 1768 nucleotides. Lineage: Eukaryota; Metazoa; Arthropoda; Arachnida; Sarcoptiformes; Oppiidae. The record is from the annotation of a GenBank genome assembly.
UCCUUUGAAGAUCAGCGAAGAACGUGUGGAAAACCUGAUGUGUUCUAAUACUAUACGAUUUGAUAGUUUACCCAAAAAAACUCAGGCAUUAAAAGAGGAUUUUAUGAAAUGCUCUCCAAAUAGAAACUCGACUCUUAUUGUCUGUGUCUCUAAACUGUUUCCAUUUGAGAAGAAAUUUUUGCCACAAAAUAGACAAAGAGCUCUGACUCAAGAGGAGAUUAUAAAUCGUCGCAAACUUAAAGAAUUAGAAGAGAAAUCUGACAAUAAAUUGGAAACAAAUGCCCAAAAAGAGGAUAAUAUAGAGAUAACUGAAACCAAUGACGAAAAUAAUAAGCAGAUGGACGAUAACGACAAGGUUUUCAUAGCAUUCGCGCGAGUAUUUAGUGGAAGUAUUAGAAGUGGUGAUACAGUCUAUGUUUUGGGUCCCAAACAUAAUCCCAACAAAAUUGAUGACAAUAUAGAAAUUGAUUCCAAUUUAACGGUUAGUGAAUUGUCUUCCGAUCAACACAUCACUAAAUGUCAAAUAAAAGACUUAUAUAUUUUGAUGGGAAGAGAACUCGAGAGCGCUAACGAAGUUUGUGCCGGAAAUAUAUUAGGAAUCGGAGGCCUUGAGAAUCACAUAUUAAAAUCGGGAACCCUUUCCAGCACUAUAUACUGUCCACCAUUUAUAGACUUACAUUUAACUACAAGUAUUCCUAUACUUCGUGUGGCGUUAGAACCACAGAAUCCAUCAGAAAUGCCAAAACUUGUAAAUGCGUUGAAAAUGCUUAACCAAUCGGAUCCAUGUGUUGACGUGAAAAUUCAAGAGACAGGCGAACAUGUGAUCGUUACCACCGGUGAAGUGCAUCUGCAACGUUGUAUCACAGACUUGACCCAAUUCUCGUCCAUCGAUAUAAACUGUUCGGAACCGAUAGUGCCCUUCAGAGAGACAAUAGUGGAACCGCCGAAGUUAGACAUGACUAACGAACUUAUUUCCGCUCAAAGACCCGCUUCCGGCACUUCAAACACAACUGACGGACGCAUUGAAUUAUAUACUGUGAAUAAAAAGUCCAAAAUUAGGUUUAUUGCCAAACCAUUGCCACAAGAAGUAUGUAAACUAUUAGAACAAAACACCAGUCUUUUGAAAAUAAUUACAAGAACUCAACGAAAAUCAGCGGAAUUUUGCGAACAGAUAACUGAAAAGACAUUGAAUUCGAUCCAAGAGUUACGCUCGCGUUUGAAGACAGCGUUUAUUGAGGCGAAAUGGCCCGAAGAGACAGUCGACCAGAUUUGGUCAAUUGGUCCAAAAUAUUGUGGAACUAAUCUAUUGCUGAGUAGAAUUCCAGAUUUUAAUGAUAAUAAUGUUUUGCAACAAAUAUUGUCAAAGGAUAACGAAAUUAGAAACCAAUAUGAAAAUAGUUUUGUCAGUGGUUUCCAAUUGGCGACUCUCGCCGGACCGCUCUGUGAUGAACCGCUUAUGAGUGUUUGCUUUAUAGCUGAAGAGUGGGCCGUUUCUAGCGAUAACUUAGACCUAAAUAGUGGUCAAAUCAUGUCAACAGUGAAGGAAUGUUGCCGAAGGAGUUUUCAGGCUCAGCCCCAGCGCUUAAUGGCAGCAAUGUUUUCAUGCUCUAUACAAGUAGAUAACGAUGCCUUAGUACUGACCGUAAACUCUGAUUCCGGCCACUCUGGCAUAGGGCGGGUGAUUGUGAGUAUAGGGGCCUUCGAACUGAGCCGAAUCGGGACACCGACACACCAUAACAUAGUGAGCUUUACCACUGCGUUCGCUCUG